UCCUAGGGCUUAGUGGUCACAUACGUGGACAGCACUUUUUAGCUCUUAUGUCCACAAUUGUGUUCACUGCUGAAUAUGUGGUGUUACGGACACGUAUGGGGGUACUUACACUGCCAUCUGGUGGUGUCAGAAGUUUAUAACACACUACGGUCAAAAUUCAAAAUGGCGGCGAACACAAGGGAAGAUUCAAGUGGUAGCUCCAUACACAAACGUCGACCAGAGCGUUUUUCUCUGCAAAGAGCAUUGGAGCUACUUGGGUUAAUUGAUGGAAACAACUCAGAUUUGGACGUGUCUGACAAUGAUGAUCCUAUCCUGGAUGGCAAUUACCAACCAUCACCACAGGAGGAAAGCAGCAGUGAGCACAGUAGUGAUGAUGAGGACCCCAUUCCUGAGCCCACUGACCACAGUGCAGAUAAUGGUUCAUGGACAGGGACAGAGACAGGUACAGGCACAGGCACAGGUACAGGUUCAUCCCGCACUCUCAGACGUCGCCGUCAAAGUCAAGAGAUUGAGGCUGAUAGCUCAGAAGAUGACUUGGAAGAGCCAACACCAAGACCAAGCCAAACAAAAAAAAAGAAAAAGGGAGACUCUGAACAAGGACGUGGACUACGCUGGAAGGCUACUCCAUUGACGCCAAACCUGGCAGAGUAUCAGCAUCAGGAUGAAACUGAUCUAGACAGACAUGGCUGGACCCCACUAGACUAUUUUGAACAGUACAUAGAUAGAGAUUUGAUGAUGACGAUUGCAGAAUGCUCUAAUAUUAUGUCACUGUCUAAGAGUGGGGAGCCACUUAACAUGACAGUAGAUGAGGUUUACCACUUUUUUGGUGCCUGUAUUUUGAUGUCCUGCAUCCGAUACCCAACCAUUAGGAUGUACUGGUCCAAAGCCUUGAAAAUCACUGCCAUCACUGACAAAUUCACACGUGCCAGAUUCUUCAAACUGAGGGGAGCAAUAAAAGUGGUUAUUGAUCAUGAUGUGCCAGAAGACUUGAGAAUGUUGGACAAAUUCUGGAAGGUGAGGCCUUUUCUGGAUCGGAUUCUGCGAGGCUGCUUGUCUCUGAAUCGACCUGAUUGCGCAUCUAUUGAUGAGCAGAUGAUUCCUUUCACAGGAGCCUGUCCGUGCAGACAAUAUCUGCCAAUGAAGCCAAACCCAGUUGGCAUAAAGAACUUUGUUUGUGCUACAGCAGAUGGCAUUGUGCUUGACUUUGAGCUGUAUCAAGGCACAGGUUCACUGAUUGAGAAGGUCGAAGAACCAGAGGGCCUGAGUUUGGGAAGCUUAGUCAUCGAGCGUCUGUGCCAAACUUUGCAUCGUGGCACAAAGGUGUAUUGUGACCGGUUCUUCACCACCAUCAAAGGUGCGCAACGAAUGAUGGAGAAAAGAGCUGUACAUGACUGGUACAAUAAUGAAGAACCGACUCGCUGA
Molecule: messenger RNA, 1422 nt
Organism: Perca flavescens (yellow perch)
Lineage: Eukaryota; Metazoa; Chordata; Actinopteri; Perciformes; Percidae
Exons: 4
Coding region: 76-1422 (448 amino acids)
Source: RefSeq, a predicted model, not a curated record